GGUAGGGCAGGGCUUCUCAAUAGCUUGCCUCUCUCUCUCUCUUCCCCAAGCUCAGACAACAUUCCACCAUUUGUAAGAAGCCAGGUGUGUGUGCCGAACCUGCCGAAGUUUGUGUUUUCUGUGUGUGGUGUUACGUUUGUGCCUUUUGCAAAAGUGCUACUGCCGAGUUUGCCUCGUGUCGAAUUAAAUCUGCUCAAUAUUUUCGUGUGUGUGAAUUCAAUUGCAUCGGAUACUAGUGUAUCAACUGAAUUGUUUCAAGUGUUCUUCGAAAGGCUGGUGGUGUCUGGUUUUUCUGUGACUUGGACGUGCCGCGUUAUUUAAAAAUUCGCCAAUUGUUUUGGUCCGGCUGCUGUAACGACUAUCAAUUUCUUCUCUUAUCGGACCAGAGAGAGACACCACCGUGUCAUGCGGCUGGCGUCGAUAAUGCCGAACGUCCGUUGUUGUUGUUGUUCCGCCGCCUGCGCGGAUGUGGUUUGUUGUCGAAUCCCGCCCAACCGGGUCGUGGUUUGAAUGCUGCAAUAAUCUAACGCCCGCCCGCUCGUCACUAGUGUGAGCUGUGUGUGUGUGUGUGUUGUUUUCGCUGGUCCCAUCAGUUCAUCAGCGUUGCAACUAGAGCAAACAUUGCUCGUUUCGUGUGUGCUCCUGGCCGAUUUUCGUGAGUGUGUGUGUGUCGGGAGUGGUGGGGUUGGCCCAACUGUGGACGGUCUUUUCUCAAUGGAAACGUUGAGUGCCAAGAUGAAGAAAACUUCGCUGAUGCCUCGCUGGUGGAAGAAGCGAUUCACGGCCGUCAUCACCGAAUCGGAUCCUUCGUUCAAAGUUGUCUAUUUAGGCAACGUCCUCACCGGAUGGGCUAAAGGUGAAGGAUGCCUCGAUAAACCGUUGGCAACUUUAUGGAAGAACUAUUGCCAGAGUAGCCGGCCCGAUGUGUCCAUGAGACUCUCCGUUUGCAGCUCUGGUCUUCAGGCAACAACGUCUGAGCAUGGGCUGACGGAAUAUUGGUCUCACCGCGUGACGUGGUGCUCGGCUCCGCCUUCCUACCCGCGCAUCUUUGCCUGGGUCUACCGUCAUGAAGGACGCCGUCUCAAACAAGAGUUGCGGUGUCACGCUGUGCUGUGCACGACGGGUCGACAAGCUCGACAGCUGACGGCCCGGCUGGAGCAGCGACUCCGCGAGGCUUUGCACGAUUUCCGACGAGAGAAACUGUGCCGACAAUCGGCCCGUCUUUCAGUGGCCGCCUGUCUCUACGAUGACUAUUCCAGCGCCAUUCCAAAGCGAAAACUUUUACUAGCGCCCGGAAUCAACAACUACAAACCUCCGGUGGAACGGUGUAAAUCUGCACCCAAAUUAGGCUCGAUCGAGGAAUCGCCGGAAUUGGAAGAAGUGGAAGAAAAGGAUUGGCUCCGCGUUUUGGCCCUGCGCGGAACCCAAUCGGCACCGACGCUCCAGCGCAACAACACAGUCAUCCAAUCCGUUUCGCCCACCCGCAGUUCGUUGGAAACGGUCAGAGAGGAGGAACGCUUUAUCUCUACACCUUCCCUGCCCGCCAAGAUGAUGACAGAGUCCGAUCCUUCGCCGGAUGCCGUCUCACCCGACGGACUUUUGGAUUUGGCGGAGGUAAAGGUGACUCUGAUGCCCGAUGGAGGCACUUCCUGUGUCGACGGAGGUCCUUCCAGUCCAGUCCAAUCCAGUGAGUCAUCAUCGUCGUCUUCUUCUUGUCCCGUGGUCAAACCGAUCCGGCUUCCCUUGCUGAGGCGAAUGAGCGCCGAGGCCCGCAAGAAAUUCGGAUCGGCCGAUUGCGUCAUCGACAACGGCGGAAGACCUUCAUCGCCUCCGCCCAUUUUACCGCGUCGAGCCCGUCGCUCGCUCCCCUGCAGAGCCGCCAGCGUCAACGACUACGCGGCCGAGCUCCAACUGCAACAGAAUCGGGCCCUCAUCCGCCGGCAAAGUCAACCAGAAUACGUCGGCGUUGCUCGACGACCCACUUCCGAGUACAUUGAAUCGCGGGACGAGUACUUGUACGACGAGGAGGAGAUCGACUUUCGAUUGCGUCUCGAUUCGGCGGUGGAGGAAUUGUUGGAGAGCGACUCGUUCAGCGGAUCGUCGCCUUGCUCAUCGGCGGAUCACAGCCCCAAUUUGGCCGACAAGGGCCGCCUCAAUCUGGUGCCCAGUCCCUGCGACGACGGUCAAGCCUUUCACAUGCUGGCCAGCGAAGACCACGACAACGUCUCGGACGAGAGCGGCUACUCGGACGACAAGGACGUCAUCUCUUCCUCGUCUUCCGCCUCGGAUGCCAGCACCGUCAAAACGGUCAAAGGCGCUUACACCAUGGCCGAGGAAUUCACGCUCAAUCUUUGAAACGGAGAAGAAGAUGAAACAACAUGUAGGGAUUCCUCCGAAUGUCUGUAACAGUUUUUAACUUUACUUUUUUUUAUUUUUGAAUUAUUAUAUAAUGUGUAUAUCUGCGCCGUCCAGGACUCGAGCAACUCUUUUUCUCCCCUUCUUCUUCGAACUUACGCGGCUUUUCAAUUUUUCGCAAGCCCCUUCCAAACACAUUUUUCCCGUUACGAAACGUUUUUUUUUUUCUUUUCACAUGGUAACUCGUCAUUUAGCGUUCAACACACCCAUUUCUCUCCUUUUGUAUUCAGCUCUCACUCUCACUGGACGACUGGCGACUUUUUUUUAUCGAAAUUUUUCUUUUUCUUUCUCAAAAGAAAAGGAAAUAAUUUAAAUUGAAAAUUAAUAUUUUGCUGGAAGACAAUCAUCAUCCAUCACGUGUGAUUUUUUUUUUUUUAUUGAAAAUGUUGGAGAGCGAAAAAAUUUGAAUCUUUUUUUAAAAAAAUCUUAAGAGAUUUACGGCAGUAAAUCGCAUCGUCAAUUCUCUCGAGUCUUUCCCAUUUUAAUGUUGUUGCUGUUUUGUACAUUCCAUUUUUUGUCCAUAGGGUUUUUCUUCUCCUUCUUCUUCAAAAUCUUGAUUGCUGAUGCUGCUGUAUCAUAAAUAAUACUCUUGUCCAGGAUUUUCCCACGACUUUAUAAAUUUCCCUCACAGGUUCUACACACACACACAUUUUUUCAAUUCUUUUAUUUUUCCUUUCAAAAAGAUUAUUUUUUGAAAGUGAAUUUCAUAUCUGCAGUGCCCCGUCUUUCUCGAUUCGUUUCCCGACAAGCCUUAAAUUUGUUAUUUCGGCAAACGUCUUUUUUUUUAAAUUGCACUUGUCUCUGUAUGUUCGAUACAUAUUAUAAUUUAACGUUUUUCCCAAAAAACACAAAAUAUCCAAGUGACGCGAAAGAAAAAACAAAUUUGAAGGGGAGAAUACAAUGGUGCGUAUAAGGCACAUUUAAAAACAAAA
Messenger RNA from Daphnia pulicaria, 3347 nucleotides. RefSeq lists its product as uncharacterized. The transcript has 8 exons. Bases 715 to 2355 code for a protein of 546 amino acids. NCBI's taxonomy places the organism in Eukaryota, Metazoa, Arthropoda, Branchiopoda, Diplostraca, Daphniidae. The record is from RefSeq and is a predicted model, not a curated record.